AAAUAUAGGAUAGUUUUACUGUAAUAAUAAAUAAUAUAAAAAAUGAAAAUAAAAAAUAACGUCAAAAUAGUCUUUUUUACAUAUUUGCAAAUCCUCUACUGUGGAUAAAACAGUUAUAUCGUGCAGAAAAGAUAUUCGCUAAUAUGCCGGAAAUACGUCGCAGAAAUAUGCAUUGCGAUUGGCCGUAAUUGUAAAAAAAAAAAAUGGCGUCUAACUUAGUUAAUUCCUGGGCGGGAGAAUUUAAAAUGUACUACAUUGAUGUGUGAAAAAAAUUUUUCAUAAAUAUUAAAUAAUAUUUUUAUUUAAUUUAUUCAAAGACGUGAUAAAUUUAAUUAAAUUUAAUUUAUAUUUAAGCUUGGAGGAAUUUUUUAAUAAUUAAAUUAAUUCAAUUAUAAAAGAGAAAUUGAUCGGUGAGUGUUGAAUUCACACGGUAUAAAACAAAAUGGCGACGAGUAAUGAAGUGCCGGGAGGCAUCACAGAGAACAAUUCAAUAUCCGUUAAAAAUUCCACAUCAAAAAUGGAAUCAAUGGAAGUUGGUGAGCCAGCAACAAUUAAAGAUCAAAAUAAUGUGGCCGAAAACAAUGCCACAAAUUCAACAAAUGAAGAAGAUGCAUCGAACAAAAAGAUUUCUGUUGACGAAAUGACGUCACGGGAUUAUUAUUUUGAUUCUUAUGCACACUACGCAAUCCAUGAAGAAAUGUUAAAAGAUGAAGUGAGAACAGUUACUUACCGCAAUUCAAUGUAUCACAACAAACAUUUAUUUAAAGGAAAAACUGUACUCGAUAUUGGCUGUGGAACAGGAAUUUUAUCAAUGUUUGCUGCAAAAGCUGGAGCGGCUAAAGUUAUCGGAAUUGAGUGCUCUAAUAUUGUUGAACAUGCUGAAAAAAUAGUAGAAGCUAAUCAUUUAUCACACAUAAUCACAAUAGUUAAAGGUAAAGUUGAGGAAAUAGUGUUACCUGAUGGGAUUGAAAAAGUUGAUAUUAUCAUAUCUGAAUGGAUGGGUUAUUGCCUUUUCUAUGAAUCAAUGUUGGAUACUGUUCUAUUUGCUCGGGAUAAAUGGCUUAAACCCGAUGGAAUGCUUUUCCCAGACAAAGCAACGCUAUUCAUUUGUGGAAUUGAAGAUCGUCAAUACAAAGACGAAAAAAUCAAUUGGUGGGAUGAUGUGUAUGGCUUCGAUAUGAGUAGUAUUCGUCAGGUAGCGAUAAGCGAACCUCUCGUGGAUGUUGUUGAUCCGAAACAAGUAGUUACAAACUCUUGUCUCAUAAAGGAAGUUGAUCUCUAUACUGUAACAAAGGCUGAUCUAGAUUUUUCAUCGCCAUUUACUCUUCAAGUAAGACGUAAUGAUUAUGUUCAAGCUCUAGUGACAUUCUUUAACAUUGAAUUCACCAAGUGCCACAAACGCGUAGGCUUCAGUACAGCACCAGAAGGCCAAUACACACAUUGGAAGCAGACUGUAUUUUAUUUCGACUCGUACAUGACUGUCAAAAAAGGGGAAGAAAUAUAUGGAGUGUUUUCCAUGAAACCAAACGCAAGAAAUUAUCGAGAUCUGGAUUUUAGUAUUCAAUUGGAUUUCAAAGGAGAGCUGUGCCAAAUAAAUGAAACGAAUACUUAUCGUAUGCGCUGAUAACAGUUAUAAUGAAAAGCUAAUGUGUCCUUAUACUCACUGUAUCAUCUUGUCAUAGAAUCAAACGUUUUUAGCCGGAUUUAGAAUGACAGGAAAACAAACAGAAGUGAUCAUCAGUUCACGUUCCAGUCACAUCAAUUCUUUGAAUAAUUAUCGACUUCUUCCUUCAAUAUGAUGAACUGUUUUAAUUAAUAAACAUUUCUUGGGAAAACUCGAAGGAAA
Messenger RNA from Chelonus insularis, 1846 nucleotides. It is a transcript of the gene Art1, whose product is annotated as arginine methyltransferase 1. Lineage: Eukaryota; Metazoa; Arthropoda; Insecta; Hymenoptera; Braconidae. Gene Ontology annotation, cellular component: nucleus. The record is from RefSeq and is a predicted model, not a curated record. Bases 443 to 1624 code for a protein of 393 amino acids. Gene Ontology annotation, biological process: peptidyl-arginine methylation. The transcript is spliced from 2 exons. Gene Ontology annotation, molecular function: protein-arginine N-methyltransferase activity.